ACUCAACCUCUUGUUUUCCUUCUGCAUUUGAUACUCAGAAAUAUAUUGCAUCUAUCUAUGGAGGUUCAAUUUAGCCAUUGCAGGGAGAGGCUAGUGGUUAGAGCUGAAGCUGGAUGGAUGGGUAUGGGGAAAGGGGCAAGAGGCAAAGCCCUUGGACUGAUCCAAGCCCUCUUUGUCUGUCUCUGGAUCUUCCCAACAGUGACAUCUCAGUGUAAAAUCAUGAAGUGCAACUCUGAAUUCUUGGCUGCGACAUCAGGGCCUCACCACCUGGGCACAGAGGACACCCCCGAGUUCUGCAUGGCCCUCCGCGCCUACGCCCACUGCACCCACCGCACGGCUCGCACCUGCCGGGGGGACCUGGCUUACCACUCUGCCGUCCACGGCAUCGAUGACCUGAUGGCCCAGCACAACUGCUCUAAAGACGGCCCCACUUCGCAACCCCGGCUCCGCCCGCUGCCCCGGGGUGACAGCCAGGAGCGCUCCGACAGCCCAGAAAUUUGCCAUUACGAAAAGAGUUUCCACAAACACUCGCCCCCUCCCAGCUAUACACACUGUGGGCUGUUCGGAGACCCGCACCUCAGGACUUUUUCAGACAGCUUCCAGACGUGCAAAGUCCAAGGGGCAUGGCCGCUCAUAGACAAUAACUACCUAAAUGUGCAGGUCACCAACACACCGGUCCUACCCGGUUCUGCAGCAACAGCAACUAGCAAGCUUACCAUCAUUUUCAAGAGCUUCCAGGAAUGUGUGGAGCAGAAAGUCUACCAGGCUGAGAUGGAUGAACUCCCAGCAGCCUUUGCUGAUGGUUCCAAGAACGGUGGCGACAAGCACGGUGCCAACAGCUUGAAGAUCACAGAGAAGGUGUCUGGUCAACACAUCGAGAUCCAGGCCAAGUACAUUGGCACCACCAUCGUGGUGAGGCAGGUUGGCCGCUACCUCACCUUUGCUGUGCGGAUGCCCGAAGAGGUGGUGAAAGCUGUCGAAGAUGGAGACAACCAGGGCCUUUAUCUCUGUCUCCGGGGCUGCCCGCUCAACCAGCAGAUAGACUUCCAGGCCUUCCGUUCAACCACGCAGACCACGGAAAACCGGGCUCGCCGAAAAGGCACAAGCCUCCCUUCUCCACCAGAGUCUUUCACCUAUGAGAUGGCCAUGGCAAAGUGCCGGGAGAAGCUUCCAGUGGAAGACUUGUACUUCCAAUCCUGCGUCUUUGACCUCUUGACGACGGGAGACGUCAACUUCACCCUUGCUGCUUACUACGCUUUUGAAGAUGUCAAGGUGCUCCACUCCAACAAAAACAAGGUGCACCUUUACGAAAGGACACGAGACUUGGAGUCAGGCAACACGGCCCCCUCGGAGCUUCCCACGCCUCUCCUCCUUUUGCUGGCAGUGUUGGCGUGCUUGAGCCAACGGCCAGCCGUUUUCCUAUAGGCCGUCAUCCCUGGCAGACCUUGCUACAUCGGAGAAAACAAGAGAACAAUUGUACUGGAUAACUAAAAAGCUGAGCCAACUUAGAGCUAAUUUUAGUUUUUAGUGACUCCUCUUCCUCCAGGGGAAAAAAAAAAAGCAACGCAUUGAGUGGGUUUGGACCUUCUUGCCAAACGGAGGCCGUCCUCUACUUUGAAGAGUUUUGAACUCACAGCUGCUCCCCCUAGUUCCCUUCCUCCUUCAGUUGGAAAGGAUGAUGGGAGGCUCCUCAUUCCCUCCUCUCAAUGCCCCCCCUUUUUUUGCUGUACUACAAAUGGUUGUGGUGAUUGUGACAUUGGCGUUUGUGUAAAGUUGAAAUAGGUGGGGUGUUUGUUUUAGAGAGGUGGCAGCAGUUGGCUGCUUCCAGAAAUGAACUGCAGGAUCGGGACUGCACAGAGAUGGUGUUAAAAAAAUUAAAAGGAAAGGAAGACCCACUUAAAGGGUUCUGUGCAAGCAGAGCUUAGUCAGGCACAGGCAGAGAAAGAGCCUCACUUCCUCUGCGGCUGGCUUUCGGUUUGAUGCACCUGCUUUUGCUGGGGCGUGCCGAAUGUUCCUGGCAAACAGGCUCUUGCUCACUUAUACCCUCCACAUGUGUGGGACUUGCCGUUGCACAUGCAAACAGCUGUGGGUGCACACCCAGCGUCUGUGUUCUUGUUUGUGUGCAGCUGCUGGCAGCUGCCUCUGUACAGGUGGGUGGGACAAGGGAUCAACAUUUGCCUUCCCCCUCCUCUGGCCCUGGAAAGGUGAUAUGGAUGGGGAGCCAGUUUGUAAGAAUGUGCUUCUUUCCGCCGCCUCUCGGCAUCUGGCAAGCUGGCGGGGCAUCCUAAGGGGAUGUGAGUCCCUUUUAAUGGAAUUUCAACAGGGAAGGUGUUGUGGGGAGAUGUAGUGCUUUUGACACAGAUCCAAGGGCGGCUUGAUCUUGGGAGAAACCCUUCCUAGCAGCUCAGAUCUCUGCUUUGCUUUAAGGAUUGCUGACUUUAUUUACCGAUUUCACAUCCUCCUCUGAUACUCUCAGGAGGAUAAAUUAGGCUAGUGUUGAGGUGGUCAGAAGGGCCCCUUUCUUUUAGGUGCAACCUUCAACCAACGCUGCAAGGCUGCCCAAGAAAUGGCUAUCAAGAACUUUCUUCCUUUCAAAGUCCUUUGCUUAGAUUACCCCCAAAUCUCUUUGGGGUUUUGUGUUUUGUGUUCAAGCCAUCAGGAGCCCUGGAGGGAAGCUUCAGAGUUCUAAAAUGAUAGAAAAAGAGGUGUGGGGUGUUGUUGUUUUUUGCACUCCAUCUUGUUCCUCAUGCCUCUGUUUGCAGAUUGCAGGUGCCCCCUGAAAUCCCCCUGUGCAUCUACAGCAAGGAUGAUCCAAUGAUCCAGUUUCUCCUGUUGCAGAGAACCCCUCGGAAGAAGCUACCUGUUAGAUCUCUGCUUUCUUGCUCUGGGAUUGCCUUUCAGUCAAGAGGCACACCCACAGUCAGAUGCAGAAGCUCAGGGAGUGGACAAGUCUUUCUGUUGCUCACUUGAAACUAGUACUGUGCUGAAAUCUGUCCUCUGGUUCUUCAGAUUAUUUUUUCCCCUGCAAAAGAGUUAUCCAUUUUUCUGCCUCAUUCCCAGGGCACUUUAGAAGUUCUUUAGAAGCUCGGUGGAUGGGAGGUUUGGGGCUUACAUUAUCCAGUUGCAGGUGGCGGCUCCAUGUCUGUGGGGCAGUGGAAUCCACUCCUGGUUUUAGUCUGAAAUUUCAAAGAGCUGUCCAAGGUGCUUUCUGCUGCCCCGCUGACAUGGAGCUACCAACCACCACCGACCUUAUCCUUGCGAGGAGGUCAAGUGCUGUGUGCUUGUUCUUCUUACCAGUAAGCAUUUCUCUAGCAUUGUGCAGCCUCCCUGGCUGCCUGCGCCUCCUGAUUGAAAAAAAAUCUGGGGUGGCUGCAGAGUGCGGACCAUUGGUGAGAUGAUUUGUAGAAUGAAAUCUGUAGGCCACCUGAAAAGUAAAGGUAACGUAAGCACAACUACAACACUGCACCCAACCCAUGAGAAUGUUUUCAAAAUUAUCUCUUCUCUUUGGUAAUUUUCAAAUGCAAUUUCUUUUCUCAUUAAUUGAUAGAGAAUGGUUGAAUAACAUGCAGGAGAAAUGUUCAGCACAGCACUAUAAAUGCCAGCCCUGUCAGGUUUGAGAGCAAACUACCAUUCUUUUAAUUCAGGAGACGGGGGAGUAUGUCUCAGUAUUUUGGAAAUGUCUUAGAAGGUUCAGCUUGCCUGCUUUCCUUGACAUGUGGUCGUCUUGUCUUCCCCUACAGACCCGUCUGAGCCAGGGAGUGUUUAGGAGACUUCCUAAGCCUGGAUAAUGAUUCCAGGGGAAAAGAGUAUUUGCUUGACUCCCCCGGCCCCUCACUCUCCUUAACAACUCACAGUAUGACGUUUCAAGCCUCGUCUGCUUUUUUCCAUCCUCACUUAGGGCCACGUUGACAUAGCCACUUUGUACAUAUUGAGCACAGUCUUUGCACCAGCCACGCUGUUUUUUUUGGUGAAAGCCCCCACAUGUCUCCAAUCCAGCCUGCAGGUCAACAUGAAGGAUGAGCUUGAGGCACUACCUGGACAUGCACUGGGCCAUCACAAAGCCCAUAAGAUGCACACCAGUCCCUGAAAUUGUUAGCCCGGCAUCUGUCCAUGAUGACUGCCUAUAUUUCAUUCUUUGUACAUGUAGUGAGAUGCACACAUACAAAAUGUCACACUUGGCAACCAAGACAUGGGUCUUGUGCUGUUUCCUCCAAGGAAGUGCUUUCUCUCCUAUGGCGCUCAAAACCUCCAUAGGAUUGAGAGGUCUUUUAUCUUUUUGCUGUUGUCCAUUCUUUCAUCUCCUCUGCCCCACCUCUCUGGAGAUUUUUUUUUUUCCAGCGAGAGGACCAGGUUGUCAAGCGAGAACCUCUUUGAGGAAUUUGCUCACAUGGAAGGUGCCAACCCCAUAAUAUGCAGCAAACAGUUUAAACCCACCCAACAGACAAAACAACCAUCCACCAGCAUAGCUGCAACCCCAUUCAAAAAUGGUACCCAUGACUUUUUCUCCAUGGGAAUGGCAGCAAGUUCAGACUGGGAAAAUAACAUGUGAGGGUGGAGAGCUAAGCACUGCCUUUCCUCAACGCCACUGCUCUGAUCAGGCACAGAGCCCCUUUGUGGCCUUGGGGCUACAUUAACGUAAAAGCAAAAAAUGAAACAACCCCAUGAAGAGAUCUAGUUGCUGAUCUCCUGCGUACCACAUAGGUUUGCCCUAGGAAUUUCAGGAGUUGAGAAUGUGAACGGACGAAAGAUAGAAAGUGAAUUCAGACAAGCAGGAGAGGUCUAGCAGGAACCUCCCAUUUGGUGAGUGUUCAGAUCAGUACUCCUGACUUGACUAAUGAACUAGCCUCCUUUGUACAAUAUGUUUACCGGAAUAUUUGCCCAAGUUGUCUGCAACAGGCGUGGGGAUCAUGUGGGCCUCCAGAUGGGAUUGGGCUUCAGUUCACAUUAUCCUUGGCCAUUGGAUAUCCUAGCUGGGGUUGAUAGAAGUUGAGGUCCAACAACAUCUAAAGGACCACAAGUUCUCUGUCUCUGUAUGUCUCAAAAGUGUGCCAUUUCCCCACAUCGAGUUCAAAAUUAUCUUCCUUGGAAAAACUUUUUAAGAUCUUCAAAUUGGGGGGUUGGGGAGGGAGUCUUCUCAACAGACUUAUCCUUUAUAACCUCUCCUCUCUUCCUCUCAGGUUGACCUCUCAGUCCAGUAAGUUCAACAACCAUUUUCCAACUGUUGGAAUAUCUCUGUUUUAAUGCUCCAUUUUUAUAAAUUUUUUUAAAGCACUUUAUUCUGGUUACGUUAGAGCAAGUUCUGGCUUACAGGCAAAGCAAUGCCAACAAAAACCCAAUGGAUUAAAAAAAAUGGGGAAACCUUAAGUGAGCCUCUCUGACCUUCUUCCUUUCCACCUUUGUGUGUGCGUGCGCGUGUGUAUGUGUGUGUGUUUAGAACUUAUCUGGGGUGUUGUUGUAAAUACUGUAAAUUAUUUAUUGAUGAAAAAUGCAAGUAAAAUUUUUCU
This is a messenger RNA of Rhineura floridana, 5504 nucleotides long. It is a transcript of the gene RGMA, whose product is annotated as repulsive guidance molecule BMP co-receptor a. Gene Ontology annotation, molecular function: coreceptor activity. Gene Ontology annotation, biological process: BMP signaling pathway. The transcript has 4 exons. Bases 58 to 1425 code for a protein of 455 amino acids. The record is from RefSeq and is a predicted model, not a curated record. NCBI's taxonomy places the organism in Eukaryota, Metazoa, Chordata, Lepidosauria, Squamata, Rhineuridae. Gene Ontology annotation, cellular component: plasma membrane.